CAUUAGCUAGAAACGAAGAAACGCGCUGUGUGCUAUAGAUUUUUAUAUCUUCGUGAUGACAUAUUUAUCUUGUCACAUUAAGUUAGGUGCAUUCGACGCGCGUUACCUGACUCCAAACGCAUGAGCAAUGAGCACACACUUACAUAUGAAUACGACGCCGAAGAAACGUCAUAUUGUUCCGUCUUGAUACUUGUUUAUAUUCGGUGAUAUCAGAGUACAAUACAGUGGUGUGAGGCCGAGGUGCGUGCGCGAUGCACGUGCAUGACAUUGUUUCGUUAAACAAUUCGGCUGCGCGAUCGCAUCUAUGAGCACUCUCAGCUACAAAACGGUCGACGUUACGACAACGACGACGACGACAUCAGAGGUGUAUCAGAGGGAUGGCAGAAGAUGAGAGACAAAUUAGGAUGGCCGCUGAGGCCAUACUGAGCGGCUCCAUCAACUCCCAAAGAAGUUCAGUUACCCAACAUAGCAUGACACGGUCGCCAGAUAUCGUCUUCAGCGAGGAUUUGAUCGCAGGAGCGAGACACAACGGCAGAAUGUCCAACGUCAGACGUUUCUUCUGCCUCUUCGUUACCUUCGAUCUUCUCCUCACAUUUCUCAUGUGGCUCAUUUGCACGAUGAUUGCAGGUGAAAGUUUAAAUACAGCUUUCGAAAAUCAGGUGAUACACUAUCAUAUAAGGACAUCUUUGUUUGAUAUUGUGAUGGCAGCGAUUUGCAGGUUCACCGUCUUGUUGCUCUUUUAUGCGCUACUGUAUCUCAAUCACUGGAUCAUUGUAGCUAUAUCAACUGCCACAACAUGUGCCUUUUUAAUUGCAAAAGUUUUUCUUUUUGAUUGGACAUCAGCUAAUCAACCAGUAUUCCAAGUUCUACUAAUCUUAACAUCUUUUGUGUUAUCUUGGGCGGAGGCUUGGUUCUUUGAUUUUCGUGUGAUACCUCAGGAAACUCAAGCGAGAAAUUGGAUUCGGAAUUUUCCGGAUACGGAAAGAACUCCACUACUACAAAAUGUCAUUACCGAAUCACGGCAAUACGCAGCAAACGUCGAUCACAUGAAUACAUUUUUCACACCUGUGGAUUCCCCUAGUCAUUCCGAUGAUGAAGACAUCUCCAAAAAGCAAGGAGACUUGAGAAGCUUAUCAAGAUCCAGCGAGUUAUCUAUGUUUCUAGCGAAACUUACACCUGAUAAGUGUUUGCCCAAGUCUAGAGUGAAUAGUUGGGACCCCAAAAAAAAUUGGAAAAAAUCGUCAACGGGCGAUGAAAUACUUUCUAUCGAUGAAUAUAAAACGAGGGCAUCUAAAAUGUUACAAAAUUGUCACAACUUAUUAACAUCAAAAGAAUGGAAGGUCGAAACUAUAACAACUGAUGGGGACGAAGUGUCCUAUAUGCAGCUGCCAUCAGAAUGGAAAUUGGAUGGAAAGGUCAUGAGAAUCACUGGCAUUGUCAACGCACCUGCUAGUAUAUUAAUAGACUUAUUGUUUGAUGAUAUCGAAGAAUUUCCUUUGUGGAACAAACUUGUAACAGAAUCGAUGAAACUACAGAAUAUCGAUGAAAACACGGAUAUCAUUUAUCAAGCGACAAGUUCUUAUGGUGGUGGACUCAUCACAGCGCGAGAUUUCGUUAUCUUGAGGCAUCGUAAGAAAUGCGGCGAUUAUUAUAUGAGCAGUGGUAUAUCUGUCCCUACGGCAUUGGUUCAGAUACGUCCAAAUAUGACUAGGGGUGAAAAUGGUAUAAGUUGUUUUGCAACAGAAGAGUUAUCUGACGAAGAAGCCAUUAAUAAAUGUCGCUUCACCUGGAUUUUAAAUACAAAUCUUAAAGGCUGGAUACCACAAACAGUAGUAGAUAGGGCCAUGUCCACUAGUCUAAUUGACUUCAUCACAUAUUUAAGAAAACAUUUAGACGAUAUGCAGAAACCAUUAGUCUAGCACAAUAUCGCUCAUAAAAAUGAUAAAUAGAAUUACCUAUCCCUACCUAUCUACUUACCUACUUAUCUACCUAUCUAUUUACCUAUCUACCCUCUUUAAUAUACUAUGUUAAAUCUAUAUAUCUUUUAUUUAAUAUGCAUUAACGCACAUAAGAGAAAUAUUGAAAUUCCUUAUCAUUAUAAUAUGCGUAUAUUAUAAUGAUGGAUCUCCUAUAAAGUAUGCUUUAAACACAUUUGGAAAGAUGAUGUCGUUUCUUUAAACAGAACUUUUUGAAGGAUUGUUUACGAUUAAACUAAUGUGAAAAGUAAUCAAGAUAUGCAAGAUAGGUCUAUAACAAAAAUCCAUUUACUAUAGACAAAAAUUUAAAGCCAGAUAUAUGAGAUAGUUAUAAUUUGACAAUUUAUAUAAUCUUCGAAUUUAUGUUCCAAUUAUAUUGACAAGUAAAUUAUUUUGUGUCAAUUUAGCUUUGUAGAAAUUUUUUAUUGGUGACUAUGACAUAUACAUAUUAUAUCUACAUCACAACUUAUCUAAUGAAAGGAAAUAUGUACAAUUUUUUUGUCACGAAAUUGAUUGCGAUAAAUGUAAUCUUGAACGAAAAAGAAACGUACUACCUUAUUCUAAUCAUUGUUUUAUAAAGCGUGUAGUGUAGUAGUAGUAAUUAAAAAAUGAAUUAGAAAAUAUAUUAAGUGCUUUUUGUGUAUAAGUGCCUAUGAAUUCGAUUAAGUGCAUCUUUUGAUAUGUGAUGUAUAUAAUGUAUUGGAAAUGCAUCAUACAUGCUUAGUAUGCAUGAUGGCAUCUAUCACGUGUCUACAGUGUAUCGCGAGACAACAAAGCCGUGAUAUAAAAAAUACUACAGAAAUAUUAAAAUAACAUUUUAUUACAUUUUUUAUUUUAUAGAUUUAUUAAAAAAUGUUUCUCUCUUUGAUCACGAGAGUCAUCGUAAAGCCUAAUGUAUUGAUAUUUUGUAUAUAAUGUGCAUUUAAAUGAAGCAUAUAUAUAUUAAAUGAAAGGUUCUGAAAAUAUUUCACUUUUUAGAAAGAUAUGAUAGAUUGUUAUUAUUAAUUACACACUUGAUCAAUUUUAUAUUUCGAUUGAUAAAUAUGGAACGCAUACUAUGUUCAUAUUUGCGUCCUGUAAGUGCGUUUUAUUAUUAUUAUUUAAAUUUAUGAAAAACAUGCAUAUUUGCACACGUUUAUUAUUGACAAGUUUUCUUCGAUUAAUUAACAUUAGAUAUAGAUACAUGUCAUGAACGUUGAUAUAGAUUUCCGCACUAUUUGAUAUGCAGUUAUUGUGCAAUUUUAUGAGAGAUAAUACAUUUGUUUCGAGAUAAGUGCGCAGUGCGCAUGCAAGUUAAAGAAUUGUUUGCAUUGCUUCCAUGCCAUCUCGGUAUAUUUGUGAUCAAUAAUAUAUUAGAAAAAAGAAUAAUGCAACAACACUAAUGCAGUCUUCUCUUCAUUUCUAAAAAAAAUAAAUUUCUAUUAUAAUUGAGAAAAAUUUAAAGAAGUAAAUUGGCCUAUUUUAUUAUGAAAAUUCAAUCCACAAAAUUAAUAGUAAGUUAAAGAAAAAUUAUAUGAUUUAUUGAAAAAUACUUUGAAAUUAUCAUUAAUCAAAAGAUGAAGUUCAAUUAUCAAAUCGUUGUAUAUAUAAAUAUAUUAAUUGUUGAAAGAUCUCUUAUAACGGGAUGAUUCGUGCUAUAAUAUUUUUAACUUUUAAACUAUUCAAUGUAUAAUAGUGUAUUCUCAACUUUAUACGACGUGUUUGGUAUACAUAUGUCUAUAUAAAUAUAUAUCAUAUAGUGUUUCUCCUCGUUUUCAGAUUGUCGUAUAUUAUAGUUGAUAUUGUUAAGAGACGACUUUGAAUUUCACAUACGACUGUAUCAUAUAAUAAAUGCGACGAUGGAAUAUGUGUAUGCAGAAAAAAAUGUAUAAAUACUCUAUUUUGUUUUAUAUAUUCAUAAUAUUAUACACAUCGAGAUAGCAAUUUCUCUAGUAUCAUCGUUUUGUAUGUGUCAUUUGCCGUUUAUGCAAUACAUUCUUGCAUUUUCGCUCUGGAAAUGUCUGCUGUAAAUCAGUACUGUGUUACAUAAAUGGACAAUAUAUCUAGACAGAAUAAGAUAAGAGAAUAGAAUAAUCUAAAAUGAUUUUAUAAAUCCGGUUUGGAUUCGAAUGUAAAGAUAUACUGUAAGUCAAUAAAAGCGAAGAAAGAGCA
This is a messenger RNA of Formica exsecta, 4127 nucleotides long. It is a transcript of the gene Start1, whose product is annotated as steroidogenic acute regulatory protein-like. The record is from RefSeq and is a predicted model, not a curated record. The coding region runs from base 378 to 1919 and encodes 513 amino acids. Gene Ontology annotation, molecular function: lipid binding. NCBI's taxonomy places the organism in Eukaryota, Metazoa, Arthropoda, Insecta, Hymenoptera, Formicidae. The transcript has 12 exons.